AACACAUAGCUAGUUCCGUUCAAAAGUGUCUGGGGUUUCGUGGUGAGAACAUCUCCAACUUUGCUUUAGACGAAAUGGAUUUUGUAGUUCUUGUUGGCAUCAUUAUGUUGAUGCAUACUUAUUUUGCUUGUGCCCUAGUUGAUCCCACCACUGGAGCAAAUGUCACCUGCACGAAUGAUCAAUUCAAGUGCAAUACUGGCAAAUGCAUACCAAAACAUUGGCAAUGUGAUAAUGAUAAAGACUGUAAUGAUGGUAGCGAUGAAGAUGAAUUGUUAUGCCAAAAAAAAGUCUGUAAUUUAGAUGAAUUUACCUGCAAAUCUGCUCCUGGAGAGUGUGUCCCUCUUACCUGGAUGUGCGAUGAUAAUUCUGAUUGCUCAGAUGGUAGUGAUGAAAAAUCGUGUAAUGAAACUUGCCGAUCGGAUGAAUUUACAUGUAAGAACGGGAAAUGCAUACAAAAACGAUGGGUUUGCGACGUGGAUAAUGACUGCGGGGACAAUUCCGAUGAGGAAAAUUGUCCGGAUGUUAGUUGUGCUACCGAAUUUCAAUGUUCCGAAAAGUUUUGUAUUGCUGCCAAAUGGAAAUGCGAUGGAGAAUAUGAUUGUAUUGAUGGAAAAGAUGAACAGGGUUGUCCGAAACCGAAGACUAAAAUUUCAUUCUGCCUUCCGGAGGAGUUUGAAUGUGGUGACAUGCUCACUUGUAUCCAUAAAAGCUGGCUUUGCGAUGGAAGUAAAGACUGCGCAGACGGUUCCGAUGAAGCACCACAUUUCUGCCAGAAUGUCACUUGCCGAGUUGAUCAAUUUCAGUGCAAAGAUCAUUUAUGCAUACCUGGACAUUUUCAUUGUGAUGGUCAUCAAGAAUGUCCAGAUGGUAGCGAUGAAGAAAAUUGUGAUGCACCAGCACCUAAAUGUGAUCCGAAAACUCAAUUCGACUGUGGAGGUGGACAAUGCAUCCCAUUUUCUCAAGUUUGCGACAGUCGUCAAGAUUGUCCCAAUUGGGAGGAUGAACCAAAGGACAAAUGUGGAAUAAAUGAAUGCUACACCAAUAAUGGAGGUUGCACUCAGAAAUGCAUCGACACACCUGGAUCUUUUUAUUGUGACUGUGACCACGGAUAUAAGCUAAUUGAUAAUAGAACUUGUAAAGAUAUAGACGAAUGUGAAAUUCCUGGCAGCUGCUCUCAGCUAUGUAUAAAUGAAAAAGGAGGAUUCAAAUGCGAAUGCGAAACUGGUUAUAUGAGAGACCCAAGAGAUCUAACUAAAUGCAAAUCCAUCGAAGGCCAUGCUUCACUGUUGUUUGCUCGUCGUAGGGAUGUUCGAAAAAUAUCCCUUGACCAUCACGAAAUGACCAGCAUCGUCAAUGAAACUAAUUCAGCAACGGCGUUAGACUUUGUGUUCCGGACAGGAAUGAUAUUUUGGAGUGAUGUAACAGAUAAGAAAAUAUACAAAGCUCCCAUUGAUGAGGGUAACGAGAGAACAACAGUCAUUUCAAAUGAUAUCACCACAUCAGAUGGGUUAGCUGUUGACUGGAUUUAUAACCAUAUUUAUUGGACGGAUACAGGCAAAAACACCAUAGAACUUGCUAAUUUUGAUGGGAAGAUGCGGAAAGUGUUGAUUAAGGAUGCACUUGAGGAGCCCAGAGCUAUUGCUUUGAAUCCAAUGGAAGGUUGGAUGUUCUGGACAGACUGGGGUAGCGAACCUAAAAUUGAAAGGUCAGGCAUGGACGGUUCUCAUCGGCAAACUAUCGUUAACUAUGAUGUUAAGUGGCCUAACGGUCUUACUCUGGAUCUAGUUAAGAAACAGAUAUACUGGGUUGAUGCUAAGUUGAACACCAUCUCUUCGUGUGAAUACAAUGGACGAAAUCGAAGAGUUAUACUCUUCUCGCCUGAUAAAUUGAGACAUCCGUUUUCUAUUACAACUUUUGAAGACUGGGUAUACUGGACGGAUUGGGAUAAAGCAGCUGUGUACAGAGCGAAUAAAUUCACUGGUCAGGAUGUCAAAGCCAUUACAGCUACUGAAAUGAUUCAAAAUCCUAUGGUUAUUCACGUGUAUCAUCCUUACCGACAGCCGGAUGGCGAGAAUCACUGCCAAGCAGUGAAUGGCCACUGCUCUCAUCUGUGCCUACCUGCACCACAGAUCAAUAAAAUGUCGCCAAAGAUUUCUUGUUCCUGUCCCGAGACACUCAGGAUGUUGGACGAUGGUCUGACCUGCGUGCAAGAUGAAAUUUCUACAACUACCCCCUAUUCCAUGACAUUUGCCAAAUUCACCACAGAGUUGAUACCAGAGAGCACCACAAAUAAAUCGCAUCCCAAUGCUCCUGUCAGCGAACCAUCUGAUAAUGGUAUGAUAGCAGGAAUAACCAUAGCCAUUGGUAUAACUGCCGUGACAAUAGUUGGAGGGGUUGUCUACUUGUUGUACAGACACCUAAGCAAUCGUAACAGGACUUCUAUGAACUUCGACAAUCCGAUUUACUGCAAAACGACAGAGGAUCAGUUCACACUGCAGAAGAAUGAAUUGCAGAAGCAGAGACCAUAUCCUAGUAUUGUCGGAGAAGAGGCUCAAGAACCUUUAACAAAGAGCAAUCCUAAUGAUCCCGUUUAGAUGAUUUCAGUUCCAGUGAAGGGUACUCAAUAAGUAAAAAGGAGUUUAGCUCAAUUUUGAAAAUAUUCUUUCAAUUGUUCCAAAGAUCAACAUCAAGGUUACAUUCAAACCUCUAAUUUCAAACGAUAAGACUGACUGACACAAAAUGUGUCUUUUACUGUAAAUAUCCAUCUGGCAAUAACUGACUGAGAUUUUUCCCGAUGCCAAUGAAUUUUGAGGGUUAACAGUGGAAGAAUUAUCAAGUGGCUUUAUUUCGAAUAACGACCAGAUACAUUUUUUUUACUGAAAAACUUCUCAGAAACCUAGUUUCGGUUGCUCAGAGUUCCACCUUAGUGGAGCUGUUGACAAAAAUGUCGUUUUAAAAAA
Messenger RNA from Leptinotarsa decemlineata (Colorado potato beetle), 2960 nucleotides. RefSeq names its product Lipophorin receptor 1 (gene LpR1). NCBI's taxonomy places the organism in Eukaryota, Metazoa, Arthropoda, Insecta, Coleoptera, Chrysomelidae. The record is from RefSeq and is a predicted model, not a curated record.